Molecule: messenger RNA, 2832 nt
Organism: Xenopus laevis (African clawed frog)
Lineage: Eukaryota; Metazoa; Chordata; Amphibia; Anura; Pipidae
Gene: dvl1.L
Product: dishevelled segment polarity protein 1 L homeolog
Exons: 15
Coding region: 223-2349 (708 amino acids)
Biological process (GO): Wnt signaling pathway; cilium assembly; intracellular signal transduction
Cellular component (GO): cytosol; cytoplasm
Molecular function (GO): frizzled binding
Source: RefSeq, a predicted model, not a curated record
CCAGCGCUCAGCCAUUUCCCCUUUCAAGCUCAGGAUUGUGCAUUUCCCUUCCUGUUUAGAGGAGCCAUGGAGCAGUGCAUUGUGAUUGCCAAUUGACUGACUGACACAGGGAAAGACUUCACAUAUGGAUCCAUUCUGCGUAUGAUACUUCCAGGUUUAAUUUAAAGGAGAGGGCAUUGCCAUUUUGGGGGGGUGUAACCCCCCUUUGCUAUUUUCUUGCUCAUGGCUGAGACCAAAAUCAUCUACCAUAUAGAUGAAGAAGAAACCCCUUAUCUGGUGAAACUGCCUGUUCCUCCUGAGAAAGUGACCUUAGCGGAUUUUAAAAAUGUCCUCAGCAACAGACCUGUGCAUCAUUACAAAUUCUUCUUCAAGUCCAUGGACCAGGAUUUUGGGGUGGUUAAAGAGGAAAUCUCGGAUGACAAUGCAAAGCUCCCAUGUUUUAAUGGCAGAGUGGUAUCUUGGUUGGUGUUGGCAGAAAGCUCACACUCAGAUGGUGGAUCUCAAAGCACUGAAAGUCGCACGGACCUUCCUCUUCCUAUAGAGAGAACGGGAGGCAUCGGGGACUCACGCCCACCAUCUUUUCACCCAAAUGCCAGUAGCAGUCGAGAUGGACUAGACAAUGAGACUGGCACAGACUCUGUUGUUAGCCACCGAAGGGAUCGACACCGGAGAAAGAACAGAGAGACACAUGAUGAUGUUCCCAGGAUCAAUGGUCACCCAAAGCUGGAUCGAAUACGGGACCCAGGAGGAUAUGACAGUGCUUCCACUGUGAUGAGCAGUGAGCUUGAAUCCAGUAGCUUUGUUGACUCAGAUGAGGAUGAGAACACAAGCAGGUUAAGCAGCUCCACAGAACAGAGCACAUCGUCUAGACUUAUCCGCAAACACAAACGGCGAAGACGGAAGCAAAAGAUGCGUCAGAUUGAUCGAUCAUCAUCAUUCAGCAGCAUCACAGACUCAACCAUGUCCCUGAAUAUUAUCACAGUAACAUUAAAUAUGGAGAAGUACAACUUUUUAGGCAUCAGUAUUGUCGGACAGAGCAAUGAUCGUGGAGAUGGUGGGAUUUAUAUUGGAUCUAUAAUGAAAGGAGGAGCUGUAGCAGCGGAUGGGCGUAUUGAACCUGGAGAUAUGCUUCUGCAGGUGAAUGAUGUCAACUUUGAGAACAUGAGCAAUGAUGAUGCAGUGAGAGUCCUUCGGGAAAUUGUCUCAAAGCCAGGACCAAUCAGUCUGACUGUGGCAAAAUGCUGGGAUCCAACACCUAGAAGCUAUUUCACCAUUCCCCGGGCGGAACCUGUGAGGCCAAUCGACCCUGCUGCUUGGAUCACUCAUACCUCAGCCUUGACGGGAGCAUACCCCCGUUACGGUAUGGGCCCCUCCAUGAGCAUCAUCACAUGCACCAGCUCCUCAUUAACAAGCUCUAAACCUGAGUCGGAAAAACAGGAAGAUUCUCCGUUGUCUGUAAAGAGUGACAUGGCCACUAUAGUAAAGGUGAUGCAGGUGCCUGAUUCAGGUCUGGAGAUCCGGGACCGCAUGUGGUUAAAAAUAACUAUAUCCAAUGCAGUUAUAGGAGCGGACGUUGUGGACUGGCUCUACACACAUGUUGAAGGCUUCAAAGAACGCAGAGAGGCCAGGAAAUAUGCCAGCAGCAUGUUAAAACAUGGCUACCUCAGGCACACAGUGAACAAAAUCACCUUCUCUGAGCAGUGCUACUAUGUAUUUGGAGACCUGUGUGGCAAUGUGGCAGCACUGAAUCUUAAUGACGGCUCGAGUGGUACCUCUGAUCAGGACACGCUGGCUCCACUCCCCCAUCCAGCUGCCCCGUGGCCUUUAGGACAGGGUUACUCUUAUCAGUAUCCUCUAGCCCCGCCCUGCUUUCCACCAACCUACCAGGAGCCAGGCUUUAGCUAUGGCAGUGGCAGUGCUGGGAGCCAGCAUAGCGAAGGUAGUAAAAGCAGUGGCUCCAGCCGUAGCAAUCGAGAAGGGAAAAGGUCUUCUGGCCGAGAGAAGGAGCGCAGGUCCACAGGCAGUGGCAGUGGGUCAGACCGCGCACCUCGCAGUGGAGGCAGCAAAAACGAGAGGCCCCUGAGUCAGCACAGUCACCACAGUCACAGCUCAGUGUCACGGAGUCAACGCAGUCACCGCAGCAACAGCCACCACUCCCACGGUCCACCUGGUCUUCCCCCUCUUUUCAGCCUGCCAAAGAUCGGGAGCAAGGUGUACGGUACUAGUGGACCGCCAGGUGGGCCUCCAGUUCGAGAGCUUGCCAAUGUCCCCCCAGAACUGACCGGAAGCAGGCAGUCCUUCCAGAAGGCCAUGGGGAACCCUUGUGAAUUCUUUGUUGACAUCAUGUGACAGCCAAAGUGCCUUCUGAGUCACUCACUGGACUCUCAUAAAAUGAUUGGGAUACCCCAGUACAGAAAGGAUCACGACUGCCACGCCCAAAGGCUAUGUCAUUGAGAAUGCAGAGUUUGCUAGGACCAGAUGUCCAGUAUUAUUAACCGCAAAACCACUAGUAUUAAGUCUCAGAAUAGAAUACGAAAGGCCAGAUCCACUGCUAACAUGAAACGUAUAUAUGGGUCUAUGUACAAAAGAAAAUAAUGUCGCUAUUUGUUGUUUUCAGAGAUCUAUGUUCCAGAAUGGUUUAUACGAAAAGCACAGAAACACAGAUCUCUUCUCCCUAAAACCUGCCAUUAUUUCUGUCAAGGCCAAGUUUUAAAUCCUUUUUAGACCGUUUUGUGAUGAUUAACUUCUCUGUCACAUUCUCUGUGGCAGCCCCUACUCCCCCUGUUAAUGGGUUAAGCACUUAAUGGGAUACUGUAAUUGGACAUUUUUUUU